AGGGAGUACUGUACCUACAUCUUUGGCUGCCGGAGAGGCAGUGCCUAAACAUGUAGGUGUUCUCAAAGUUCACAAAAAGGAUUUCAAAAUGAUUAACAUAGAACUGAAAACCGUAAGGCCAUUCAUUUAUGAUGAACUGAUAGUGAAGAAGAAAGAAGAAGAGUAUAAUUAUCGAAACGCUAAUAAAACUCCAUCAGAACUUGCAUUAAUUGAAGUUGAAAACAAGAUUGAGGAGAUGAUACAGAAGGCUAAAGAUCUGGGGCAUCAUGAAUCGGUAUCCAGAAACCCUUUGAUAAGGUUGAAGGUUACGUGUGUAAGUGAAAGUCAGAUGUUCAACACGAUAAGAUUAGGUCAGAUGUAUGCGGGAAAAGUGGCAAACCCUGACGAUAUGAUCAAGUGUCAUUUGAUACGUGAAAAAACUAGACGUCUUGGGUCAGGCCCUGUUGAAGAUAUUAAGGCGGAACGCGACAAUGUAAAUCGCGUUGAAGACAUGGUCUUUGAUUACUUCAAAGAACAUGAUGCUCUGAAGUGCUUGACAGUAAACAUAAUUAAUGAAAUUACCAAGCGAUUUGUGGAUUUCAGUGAUUCUGAUUCGUAUAAUUCGGUUAUGGCGCUGUACAUAAAACAAUGUUUGACUUACUUGGAAGGUAAAAUGGCAGAAAGCGCGGAAGUGGAAGGAUGUAUUAAGCAGUUUAAAGAUGAGAAAGAAGCAGAGUUGCAGCAAUCUGUAAUACAUCUCCUAGACAGACAGGCGGAAAGUGCAUCUAACAGAAAUACAACAGCUGGAGCUUCCGGGUCGAAUACUAAAGUUAGAGCAGCAUCUCAGACUCCCCCCAAGGCAAAUGUUCAGGUCCCAUUUGAGGUGUCGUCGGAUGAGGAUGUCGAUAUUCCUGAACCAGUACUUCCUAAGAGGACUACAUCUAAGACGCAAGCGACAGGAAGGGGGAAGGCAAGGGGCACGCCCAGGGGAGUUAAAAAGUGAAACUCUUUUGAGUGAUCAUCGUUAUAGUGUUUUCUAGUGGGUAAAAAUACCCACAUUGUUUUCUGUUUUUUUGUGCCACUAUUUUCAUUUUAAUUCGAUAAUAACUAACUUAUAAAUCCUUAUAUUUUGACAUGUGGCUGUGGUCGGUAUCACGAUACUUAAUUAAGUUUUGACGACUAUUGAGUUGAGCAGCUGAUCAAGAAGUGACAUCUUUGUGAUCACGUGAAACUCAUUACCGUAGAAAUUAGAGAGCCGGUUAACAUAGUCAAAAACUGUUUUUUUCUUUUGUACAUAGGAAUUUUUCUCAAUAAAAGUCGUGUUAGGAAAUAUGCAUACGUAGCGUACCAAAAACCACAACAAAGCACGACUCUGUCUAUCAAUCUGGCGUUGACAGAUCCGUCAAAAUUGUAUGUCACUUGUCGGUAUAUGGUUUUUUGAAUAGCCCUAGAUAAUCAGAUGUUAUUUGCUAUCACGGUCAAUGUAAUAAAGUAUCGUGUAAAAUACUUUAAGCGUUAAACAAACAUAAUUAGACAAACACAAAAUGCUGUUCUUCAGUCUAUGUUCUAAGUAAGUAUAGCCUGGCUGACUUCAUUUGAAGUUCUAGGAUAUUUAUUGAGUUUAUUUGUUGCAUACAUAUACAAGUUAAUCUAUUGACUAGAGUUUUUUUUUAAUUUUGCUAUGAAGUGCUAGAAUAGGUUUCUAAUAAUUGUAUCUACAUGUUGUAAUUUCUGAUACAAUUUUGUGGAUACAUAAACACUAAUAAGCUUACUGAUCAUUGAAUGGAAAACUGAGAAUGUUUUUAUUUAAAAUCCUAUUCGAAAAUAUGUGUAUGGAUAUCUUGGUAUUUGAAAACGA
Molecule: messenger RNA, 1837 nt
Organism: Acanthoscelides obtectus
Lineage: Eukaryota; Metazoa; Arthropoda; Insecta; Coleoptera; Chrysomelidae
Source: the annotation of a GenBank genome assembly